Molecule: messenger RNA, 3934 nt
Organism: Cheilinus undulatus (humphead wrasse)
Lineage: Eukaryota; Metazoa; Chordata; Actinopteri; Labriformes; Labridae
Gene: kcnh6a
Product: potassium voltage-gated channel, subfamily H (eag-related), member 6a
Exons: 16
Coding region: 1-3600 (1199 amino acids)
Biological process (GO): potassium ion transmembrane transport; regulation of ventricular cardiac muscle cell membrane repolarization; membrane repolarization during action potential
Cellular component (GO): membrane
Molecular function (GO): inward rectifier potassium channel activity
Source: RefSeq, a predicted model, not a curated record
AUGCCAGUGAGACGCGGUCACGUUGCGCUCCAAAACACCUACCUGGACACUAUCAUCAGGAAAUUCGACGAGCAAAAUCGCAAGUUCGUCAUUGCCAAUGCCCAGAUGAAGAACUGCGGCAUCAUCUACUGCAACGAAGGCUUUUGCCAGAUGUUUGGCUUCACCAGGGCAGAGAUCAUGCAGCAGCCCUGUACCUGUCAGUUCUUGGUGGGACCUGGAACCAUGAAGAGCGCCCUGGCCCAACUGGCGCAGGCUUUGCUGGGCUCCGAAGAGCGCAAGGUGGAGAUCCUCUACUACGCUAAGGAGGGGACCUGCAGACCGUGUCUGGUGGAUAUUGUCCCUGUAAAGAAUGAGGAAGGCAUGGUCAUCAUGUUCAUCCUUGACUUCCAAGAGCUGAUAAGUCGUUCUCACAAGAAGUCAGGUCUCAGGCAAAGAGUCGCCCAAGGGUGGAUUAAUUGUCAGAAUCGCAGGUUGAAGAUGAGGCUCCCGGUCCUUCGUUCCAUGCAGCGGCCAUCGCUCUCCAAAGAUCAGUUUGAAGGAGUGGUUGUGGACUAUCUGCAGCCAAGCAUUGAGGAGGUGCCUCUCAAAGAGUUUCGAAUCCCGUCCAAGGAGAGCUGCAUGCAGUCUGAGACAGAAGCUCUGAUAGAACAGGACCAGGACCCUCCCACCCCUGCAGGCCAGUCCUCCACCAAGCAGCGCUCCCUGCUGACGGACAGACUGGACCCCAGCAUCACUUUCCCCAGGGGGACAUUACCCCGGAGCUGCUCUCGGGACAGCGUCCGUAGCCUUAGACGAGCCUCCUCAUUGGAUGACAUUGAUUGCAUGAGGGGAGAAUGGAACAGUCGAGCAGGAGACCCCCGGAACAACAGCAAUCUGAAGCCCAAUGCUUUGAACUCCACAUCAGACUCAGACUUAAUGAGACACAGGACCAUCAACCGCAUCCCUCAGAUUACUCUCACCUUUGGCUCAGAUAGGAUGAGACCUCCAUCGCCCACCGAGAUCGAGAUCAUCGCACCGAGCAAGAUAAAAGACCGAACCCAGAACGUCACAGAAAAGGUCACUCAGGUCACACAGGUGUUGUCCCUUGGUGCUGACGUGCUGCCAGAGUACAAGCUCCAGGCCCCACGUAUCCACAAAUGGACCAUUCUUCACUACAGCCCCUUCAAAGCAGUAUGGGACUGGGUCAUCCUGCUCCUCGUCAUCUACACAGCCAUCUUCACACCGUACUCUGCCGCCUUUCUGCUCAACGAGGUGGAGGAGCCCUGCGGCUACACAUGCAACCCGCUCAACGUGGUUGACCUGGUGGUUGACGUCAUGUUCAUCGUAGAUAUCCUUAUCAACUUCAGGACCACCUAUGUAAACCACAACGAUGAGGUGGUGAGCCACCCGGGACGCAUCGCACAGCAUUACUUCAAGGGCUGGUUCCUCAUCGAUAUCGUGGCUGCCAUUCCCUUUGACCUGCUCAUUUUCCGCUCAGGGUCUGAAGAGCCUCAGACAACCACUUUGAUUGGAUUACUGAAAACUGCCAGACUCCUGAGGCUGGUCCGCGUGGCCAGGAAGUUAGACCGUUACUCAGAGUACGGAGCCGCUGUCCUUUUCCUCCUCAUGUGCACCUUCGCCCUCAUAGCUCAUUGGCUGGCAUGUAUCUGGUAUGCCAUCGGCAACGUGGAGCGCACCGGCUCGGCUCGCAUUGGAGGGAUGAAGAUUGGCUGGCUGGACAACCUCGCUGAGCAGAUCGGUAAACAGUAUAAUGACAGUGAUGCCGCCUCAGGUCCGUCCAUCAAGGACAAGUAUGUUACGGCGCUGUACUUCACCUUCAGCAGUCUGACCAGUGUGGGCUUUGGUAACGUCUCACCCAACACCAACCCAGAGAAGAUCUUCUCCAUCUGCGUCAUGCUUAUUGGCUCUCUGAUGUACGCUAGCAUCUUUGGAAACGUAUCAGCCAUCAUCCAGAGACUGUACUCAGGCACUGCUCGGUACCACACUCAGAUGCUGCGGGUCAAAGAGUUCAUCCGUUUCCAUCAGAUCCCCGGAGGCCUGAGGCAGAGACUGGAGGAAUAUUUUCAACAUGCCUGGUCCUACACCAACGGCAUCGACAUGAACGCUGUUUUAAAAGGUUUCCCUGAGUGUCUGCAGGCUGACAUCUGCCUCCAUCUGAACCGAAGCCUCCUGCAGCACUGCAAAGCUUUCCGAGGUGCCAACAAAGGCUGUCUGCGGGCUCUGGCCAUGCGGUUCAAGACCACCCAUGCUCCACCUGGUGACACUCUGGUCCACAGCGGGGAUAUUCUUACCGCCCUCUACUUCGUUUCCAGAGGCUCCAUUGAGAUCCUCAGGGACGACGUGGUUGUGGCGAUACUAGGAAAGAAUGACAUCUUUGGAGAGCCCAUCAGCCUGUAUGGCAGGACAGGCAAAUCCAGCGCCGAUGUCCGGGCUUUGACCUACUGUGACCUUCACAAGAUCCUGAGGGAGGACCUGCUGGAAGUGCUUGACAUGUAUCCAGACUUCUCAGACAUGUUCUGGGAUAAUUUGGAGAUCACCUUCAACCUGAGAGAUGCAGAUAGAAUAAACCAGACAUCCCCAGGCAAGGACUCUGAAUGUGGAUACCGCCGGGCGAGGCAUCGGAGAGGCUCACUGCGCCGCAGAAACCGACCAGAUGGCAUGGACCAAGAAGACUCUUACCCUGAUCAGUCCUGUCCCAUGGGAAACCACCACCGGGGCGUGACCACGGGAUCCCACUGGGACGACUUGUGCAGCAGCCCCAGUAUCUGCUCACAAUCCAGUGAUGAGGAGAUGAAGCCCAUGGGACACAGCAAGGUGGAGCUGUACCCACCAGGGGGUGACACUAUAGACUACUCCCCAGCAGUGGUCAACCUGCUGCCUCACAGCGGACCUUCAGCUGGGAUAGGACCGCCUGUAGACAUUGGAGGACCACCAUACUCAGCAGCAGCUCCUAUCAGCAUGUCAGGCCUAUACAGCUACUGGCCAGACCGCAGGGCGAGUCGGUUCUCGGAGAGCCAGAAUCGAGCGUCCUCAGUCCGGGCCAGUUUCCACCCUCCACCCUGCGCUGAGGACCGGCCUAGUGAGCUGGAGUCCAGGCUGGAGCUGCUGCAGUCGCAGUUAAACCGACUAGAGACCCGGAUGACAGCAGAUAUAAACGUGAUCCUGCAGCUCCUCCAGAGACAGAUGGCCCCAGUGCCUCCGGCCUACAGUGCUGUGUCCCCCAGCUCUCACCUGCCUCACCCCACCACCCUGUACGGCACAGGAGCACCCACAAUCCACCCAGUCCCUUCGAUACAGUCGGUACAGAUCGACAGCACUGCCUCACUCAUACAGAGCCCAGACUCAGACUUGAAGCACAAAUCCAAGGACUCGCUGUCCAGCGGGAUCCACCUCACCGUAGCCUCUGAUGACACCGUGUCCAUGUCGCCAGAGACCGACCCUCCCCUUCUACCAUCCAUGAACCUAACCCCUCCUCAAGAUCCUCCCGGACUAAUGUGUGGCAGCCAGCGUUUCCCCUCCCUCCCUGAACACCUGGAGACGUCCACAGAGCUGCAGGAGAUUCAGAGGCACGUCUCUGAUCCUGUCCUGCCAGGGAGCUAGAACACCCGUCAAAAAACCCUUUUCCUUCACACAGGACAUCCAUAAGUUCACCUCUUUGUCAGCUCCCUCUGAAGACUCCCUCCGUCCUGUUCAGAUGCUGCUGUGGGAGUCUGAGCGUUGAGUGCCUCUGAGGUUUGGACUCUGCUGUGGUUUAACAGGCUGCUGCUCCAGCAUCCCUUCACUCCUGUGCAAUAAAGAGAUUAUUCCUGCCCUGUGGGGUGGACAGAAGGAACAUAAAUAUGAACUUUUCUCAUGCAGCAGCUGGAUCAUCCCAGAACAAGAGCUGAAAUGUCAAAGACUACUAAUAUAUCUGUACAUGUUCACUUUGUAUAAG